UUUUUAUAAAAGAUUAAAAGUGAAAUAAAAUAAAUAAAAUAAGCUUCAAAUUGCUCUAGCUUCAUCCUACAGUAGCCAAUUCCGCCGGCGACUACCCGCCGCCAUGGACGCCGCCAAGGAAGUUCUCACCGACCUCUCCCCCUUCAUCAAGAUUUACACCGACGGCACCGUCGAGCGACUCUUAUCCACGCCGUACGUCCCUCCGUCGCCGGACGACUCCGCCGCCGCCGUCUCCACCAAAGACGCCGUCAUCUCCUCCUCCAUCUCCGCCAGACUUUACCUCCCAAAACUCACCGGCGCCGCCGCCGCCCAGAAGCUCCCCAUCGUCGUUUACUACCACGGCGGCGGAUUCUGCAUCGGCUCCGCCUUCUCUUUACUCGAAAACCGCUACAUUUCCAUCCUCGCCGCCGAGGCCGCCGCUCUCAUCGUCGCCGUCGAGUACCGCCUGGCGCCGGAGCACCCCCUCCCGGCGGCGUACGACGACGCCUGGGACGCCUUCAACUGGGUCUGCUCCCACGCCGCCGCCGGCGGCGGUUCCCAAAACAAAGACCAAUGGAUCUGCGACCACGGCGACUUCUCCCGUCUGUUCAUCUCCGGCGAAAGCGCCGGCGCCAACCUCGCCCACUACAUCGCCCUGCGCGCCGGCGACGGCGGCGAUCCUCUGCCGGGAAACGUGAAAAUCGACGGCGUAAUUCUGUCGCAUCCGUUCUUCCUGUGGGGAUCGAAUCCUGAAUCGGAAAAGAAUGACUUUCUGCGGUUUCACGAGAGACUCUGGGAGACGUUCUGGCCGGCGGCGGACGGCGGUCUGGACAACCCGCGGGUCAGCCCGGCUGGAGAUGGGGCUCCGAGUUUGGCCGGGUUGGGGUGCUCCCGGAUCCUGAUAUGUUCGUCGGAGAAGGACGCGCUGAGGGAUGGGGCGAUAGUGUACGAAGAGGGAGUGAAGAGGAGUGGUUGGAAAGGGAAGAUCGAGAGUGUACACGUGGACGGCCAGGAUCACUGCUUUCAUUUGUAUGAUCCUCAGACGGACGAGUCCAUGAAGCUUAUCGCCAAAUUCGCUUCUUUCAUCUCCAAAUCAAAAUGAGGCCGUAGGGUGCUUAGUCCUAAUCAAAUAAUAAUAAUAAUAAUAAUAAUAAUAAUAAAAGAUAUAUUAGAAUGUUGACUAGGGCUUCAUUAGCACCGGCACAUCUAAUAUAGUUUGAUAUUAUAUGAUGUAUGUUUUAUUUUAUUGAUUGUUGUCAAAGUGAGAGUAAAAGUAUUGUAAGAAAUUAUGUAAUUUUGCUUCUAAAAAAUAAUACUCCCUCGGUCUUAGAUACCGUGUCUGCUACAU
This is a messenger RNA of Andrographis paniculata, 1327 nucleotides long. RefSeq names its product 2-hydroxyisoflavanone dehydratase-like. The transcript has a single exon. Gene Ontology annotation, molecular function: hydrolase activity. The coding region runs from base 104 to 1081 and encodes 325 amino acids. Lineage: Eukaryota; Viridiplantae; Streptophyta; Magnoliopsida; Lamiales; Acanthaceae. The record is from RefSeq and is a predicted model, not a curated record.